Molecule: messenger RNA, 4624 nt
Organism: Orbicella faveolata
Lineage: Eukaryota; Metazoa; Cnidaria; Anthozoa; Scleractinia; Merulinidae
Product: tRNA (guanosine(18)-2'-O)-methyltransferase TARBP1-like
Biological process (GO): tRNA methylation
Molecular function (GO): tRNA (guanine) methyltransferase activity; RNA binding
Source: RefSeq, a predicted model, not a curated record
UUGUCAGUUGCUAUUCAGAGCUUUCUUCUGAAGGCGGUUAUCAAUUUGACAGACCCCAGGCGCGUGGCGUGGAGUAACAUUGGACAUUUCCUCUCUCUUCUCUCGGAGGAUGAUUACUUAUGUCGAGGAAAUGCUUUAUGGGAAGCAACAGUUCAAUGGGUGUGGCAGAUUCACGGCACCGUCGGCCAAGAAGAUUCUGGUAAAGCCGGUUUGAGUCUAGCUGAAAAGGGCUUCUCAGAGCUGUUUGAGCACCUCAGGGCAUGCGUGGAGGUAUUUCUUAACGAUGGUUCACUAGAGUUAUCAACCGGUGACCCAGAAGUGGAAUCUGUUGUAAGGUUAGUCGUCAUCGCAUGCGAUUCUUCUCUCAAAUUUUCAAAGAACUCAGAGAGUAGGCAGCUCACAGAGGGCUUAUUUCGACAAACUGUGGAGGUUCUUCAACAUGCUGCAGGACAUGUCUACGCCUCAGAAGGUAGAACAGAGAGAGCCGCCAGGAUUCUUUCGGGCGUCUUACGCCACAUGAAUAGCACGACGGCCUCUCAAGGAAACUCGAAUGAAAAAUCAGAUGGCAUCGCCACAGCAACGCAGAGCAUCGAUAACAGCAUGGGAAUCAUGGAAGAGCUGUUGAAGACCAGUGGCGCAGACAUUCUUGAGCUACUUUUGAGGAAGCUCAGCACUACGCCUUCGACCUUCUCUCCAGUGGACAGAAGCUCUGCUUUCCUUGACCUCGCUGGAGAGCUGUUCAUGUUUAUGGCCGUUACUGUGAACUCCGUUCAUGGUUUGGAGGUGUAUUUCCAGUUUAUUGAAAAUCUCGUACAAAGAAGCCGUACAGUAGUCCUGGACAAGCAGUCAGACAGACAGAAGUUGACUCUGAGCGACUGGCGUUCUUUUGUGUUGGCCAUGAAGUGUCUCGCCUGGUGUUCCACAGCUUUAAGAGCCAAACCAAACCUUCACACCAUCCACCUUGUGCAGGCUCUGUCACAAACGGUGGCCGAAUUUGAUCUGAGUUCCGAGUUCCCAAAACCCAGGUUUCUGUAUCAAGGCGAGGCUCGUGAAGAUACUUCAGCAGAGACAAGCAUGUUAGUGAAGAAAGGUUGGGGAAGACUGGUUUCUGACUUCAUCGAAGCUCAGUGGCGAUGUGUCGAAUUUCUGCUUGAGCACGAGUACUCCGAUAGUGGGGGCAGACAGCAGAGAGACAAAUUGGAGCCCUUUUUGGCAACCCUCCCUGACGCGGCUCUCGAAGCUCUCUCUUUGGGUUCUGGCCUUUCGGUGGUACCUGUAAUUAGAUGUGUGCGCCUGUUAACCCCACGAAUGUUGCUGACAGAUGACGUGCUGUGCUCACAGGCUCUUGAAUCUGUGUGGUGGACAUUUCAAGACCGGCAAAAGGGCGAUCAUAUCUGGUUCUGGGGAACUUUGAGAGAGAUGACAAAAGUGCUUUUUAAUCCUUGUCUUCUGGUUCUGCCCGAGGAACACCCCAUGACUGCAAUAGUGCGCAAGUACUGGGGCGAGUUGUUGACUCUGGGAGAAGAUCGUCCAGGAAUUGUGAAUCACGUGAUUGGACCGUGCUGUGAAUUUUGGGCGAACUGCCAAAAUAGUGAUCCAAAUCCAGCUCAUGAAGUCAGCGAAGAAGAUCGUAAACGAAGCUUAGAAGUUCACUUAGAUUUCCUGACCGAAGCUUGCGUUUUUGGCCCCAGAGUAAAGAAGACAAUACGUGUUACGUAUUAUGUGCUUGAGUAUAUUCGUAUGCUUGGCGAGAAACGCGAGAUUAACCCCUUGUACAUGGACGAACUGCGCGAUUACACGCGUGUGCGAGUGAACGCGAUUAACAUGCUACUGACGUUAAAUCCAGAAAACGAGCGUGACGCGAGACUUAUGAAACGUGUCGUCCGCGUAUUCAUCACUAAACUUGACGAGCUGACAGAAGAAAAACCGCGUUCGUCUAUCAACUCGUAUUCGCACAGAAGAAAGCAUCGAGUGUGGCAAGCGAUCCUCGUGGCGCUCUCUCAGUUGUUCAAGGCUGACACCGAAGUGAUGUUUGCGGGUGAAGUCUUGGAAGAGACCUUUCGCGCCAGUGUUAGUGAAAAUCAAGUGUCGGUCAGGAACUUCCUCCAGUGGGCAAUGGUGCUCAUUUUAGGAAGGUAUCCAAGCCUGGAGCCGUUACUAUGGCAACAGCUCAUUUACGACCCAGACAGGCGCGCUGGUAGCGUGUUGUCACUCAUCACAGUCGCUGCGCUAGUCGGAGAGUUCUCGUUCUCGGAUCCUCAUUCCCAGGCUGCCUACUUCCAGCAGGCUUUUCCCGUCAUCCUUCCCUGGGUGUUGACCCCGCAUGUUACGGUCCAAGCGUACGCUCAAGUAGCGUUGCAGAAGAUGUGGCUCACCUGCCAACGGCGAAAUCUGCAUGACGUUAUCUCAAAUCACAGCAUCAUCCAGUCGUGCGUAUAUUUCCUGGAGACAAGCAAAGACGGCUUGCGACAGAAAACGCGCCUUUUGGGAGACGUUUUCUUCCUAGAUUGUCAUCCUUUCCGAGAUUUUUCCAUUCAAACCCUGUUUGAGACCCUCCCUCGCCUGGCGGGGGUUACAGACGAAGAGUGGAUUUCUCCCAAGUUUUUGAGCCAGGGAUCGUUGGGUAUGCGCGUUUGGGAGACAUCUGGGGCUGACUUCCGUGGAUUACCGCUGUACAACCCCGAGGAUACACGUCUUGCUCAGAUUUUAAACGGUGUUUAUGUUAACUGCGAUGAAAGCAUUGGAGAACAAAUCAGUCGAAGAUUAGCGGGCCAAGUAUUGAACAGGUCAGACACGGUGCAAUCAAGCGAGGCGGUAAACGAAACAAAUCUAUGUGGACCACAGAGCCGCGACGUACAGAAGAAGAUCAUGCCCUGGAAAGUGAUUCCUCCUGAUGAAGAAAUGAUUUCGGAAAUGCAAGAGCAGCGAAUGGCGAACCUUCAGAAGAGCUCGUCUGGAAACCUGAUCGUAGUCGCAUCGCUCAUCGACAAGGCCCCAAAUCUCGGCGGUUUGUGUCGGACGUGCGAAAUUUUUGGUGUUCAGACAUUGGUUCUUAGCAAUUCGCACGUGAUUGAAGAUGUUCAGUUCAAAUCGCUUAGCGUGAGCGCCGCAAAGUGGAUGAACCUUGAAGAGGUACGCAUGUCCGAGCUGAAAUCCUACCUAGAGAACAUGCGCCACGAGGGUUACGCGCUGGUUGGCGUUGAACAGACGGCCAAUAGCGUGAACUUGACUCGGUACCAGUUCCCGCAUAAGUCGCUUUUGCUGCUUGGCAACGAGAAGGAAGGAAUACCCGUAGAGCUAAUUCAGAUGCUGGACGUGUGCGUUGAGAUCCCGCAGGUUGGGGUCAUUAGGUCCCUUAACGUGCACGUUAGCGGGGCCCUUCUCGUGUGGGAGUACACCAGGCAGAGGGUCCUUAGUGGUACCUCUUGACCAACAUGGAAACUUGAACAGGCUUUGACACAACUUUUGGCGCUUUUAAGCAGUAACUCAGAUGCGCUUGUAAAUAUUGGACUGUUUCGAUUGUAUUGUAGAGGUUUUGGUGUCAGGUUGACGAGGCCGUCAAUCUCGCUAGUAGGAUAUUUCUCGGUUUGACUUGAAAUUUUUCAGUUCGUGUGGAUAGGAUUCAAAUUUAGUGAUUUAACUGUUGCGUGGAUCUAGUUUUUCAAAUAAAUGUUGUGGACGAUUAUUCACUCUUCAGUAUUAUUUCGGAGAGUGAAACAGAUCUAGCAUUUCUAGGUCAUAGUUUGGUGUCCUUCCUUUCUUCUUGUGUUAGGAGAGCCAUGUUGACCAUGUUGAAAAAGUUGACGUCUGCUAGCUAGUUUGGAUUAGGAACUAGUGAAUUCUCGGUAGUAUUGCAGUACCAAAGAAUAUUCAUACGAAUAUUAAGGCUGAAAUUGGCGGAAGGCCAAUUAAGGCUGAACAUCAUUUUUUCUCUGAUUGAUGGAAAAUAAAAUACAGGGAAAUCACGUGUUUUACCAUCGAAAAUUAUGGUUAAUUCUAACUAGCUAACAAAACGAUAAAAAGUACGUAUAUAUAAAUAAAAGCCAUGAAAGAACUCGCGCAAUGUAACAUGUUACAGACACCAUGUAGUUCUACUUGCAGGGGCGUAGCCAGCCGUUUUGCAUAGAGGGGUUCCUAAUGUAUGUUGCUUGCCCGAUUGACAAUUGAGCGCCGGAGGCGCUCUUUGCUAGGGGGGUCCGGGGGCAUGCUUCCCCGGAAAAUAUUUGAAUUUUGGGUCUUCAGAAGUGGCGUUUCCUUGAUUCUGAGCGCAAAAUUUCAAAUAAUUUCAGAGCCAAACGUAGCCAGCAUUUCUAAGAGGAGAUUUUAAAUCUCGCUUCCUGAAGAGAUGGAUCGUAAUAGAAUUAAAAAUGAAUAAUAUAAUAGUUGAUUAACAUAUUACAUACUCAGUCAUCAAAUGCUGUAGACUUGUGAUUUACCGUUCCCUCAGCUAGGAUAUCAGAAAGAAGGAGGCGACGUGGAUGCUUCCGCGCAAAAAUGUCGAUUGUUGCAUCAAUGUCAAUUUGCCUACCAUAAUGGAUGUUCAUUAGCGCAAGUCCAGACUCUCGCUCACUGGUCAUGGUCGCCCUCAGAUAAGGUUUCAGUCGCCAUAAUGUACUGAACAAUC